This is a messenger RNA of Solenopsis invicta (red fire ant), 5116 nucleotides long. RefSeq names its product activating transcription factor 7-interacting protein 1 (gene wde). Gene Ontology annotation, biological process: regulation of DNA-templated transcription. NCBI's taxonomy places the organism in Eukaryota, Metazoa, Arthropoda, Insecta, Hymenoptera, Formicidae. Gene Ontology annotation, cellular component: transcription regulator complex; nucleus. The record is from RefSeq and is a predicted model, not a curated record. The transcript is spliced from 15 exons. Gene Ontology annotation, molecular function: protein binding; transcription coregulator activity. Bases 206 to 3457 code for a protein of 1083 amino acids.
AGUUUGCGACGUUGUAGUCACUCGUUGGUCAAGUAUCGGCAGUGCAGUCCGUUCUGGCAUAUUUAUCGUAAAUAUAACCUGUUUCCACGUGGCGAAAAGUUAACACACCACUGCCAGAAAGCUCCCCACACAAUGAUAUAACAUUGAAUGAUAUUUAAUAGACGAGAUAAAUGAACAGUGACACUUUACUGUGCUCAAUUUUAUAAUGGAGAAGGCACAUACUGGAGUGCAUAAUUCAGAAUCUAAUCUCAUAGUCUCAUGUGUCGAUACUGACAUUGAUGAACUGUCGAAAGAGAAAGAAGAAGAAUUAUUAUUUGGUGCGGAAGAAGAAGGAGACGAUGAAGAUACACUGUCCGAUGAUAGUUUGCGCUUGAGAUUAUCUGACGACGAUGAUAUUGAGCGAGAAGACGCUACAAGAAAUGAUAUAAAUACCGCGAAAUUAAAGCUAAAAAGUAAAACAACUGAUACAAUCGUAGAGAAGACAUUGUGCUCUGACGUGCAGCAGUCUGUGGAAGUUUCCAAGCAUUGUGAUGAUGAAGAAGCAGUAGAGGAGGAGCAUAAUACAGCAAUUAACGUCCCAGAAAAUUCAGCCUUACCCUUAGAUGAAUGUACAUCCGAAAAUAAGCAAAUACAAGAUAGUACACAUAAUUCGGAAAAUACCAAUGCAAUUAUUAAUGAAUCUAAUGAAAAGUGUACGUUAGAAUCUAACAUAAAUUUAACAAUUACUGAUGUAAACGAUGCACGUUUUAGUGCAGCUAUUGAACAACAUACAGCAUUAGAAAAUGAUAAUUUAUUUACAAAUAAUCGUGUACAGACAAAUGUUCGAGACGCAGAACUGACAAUUCAGAAUAAAGAAAAUCUAAAAGAGACAGCUAACGAUAGUAAAGAAAUAAUGACAACAGAUUCUUGUGAGUUAAAAAAUAAAGUAGAUAUCAAUAUAGACAGUAAUGAUUCUAGAGAUUCUGCUAAUGUUAAUAUAUCUAAUAGUGAAAAAUCGUCUACGAUUACAAUUAUUUCUAAUAACAAUGAUGAUAAUUUAGGGGACAAAAUUAUAGAUAAAGAUAUUAAAGAUGAUAAUCACUUAUUAAAACGCUCACAAGACGACCUUAAUAAUGGUUCAGAUUGUGUGGAUUUAGUCAAAUCUGAUAAUUCCAAUGAUUCACUAUCUCAUAAAGAUAUUCUUUUACAUAAAAGUAAAAACAAAAAUUCAGAGCCUGCGAACGAAACAGAAGGCAAAAAUGUAUCAAAUAUGUCAAAAGUCACGGACAAGUUGACGAAUACUUCACUGAAACAAAAUCAAAAUAAUUUAUCCAAUGUUGAAGACAACAUGGAAGUAACGAUCGAAGAUGAUGAUAUUGAUAAAUCUGAAACCACAAUUGUAGAUAAGAAAUCGUCUGUAUUACAAGAUAUAUUAUUAUCACCUAUCAGUGCGGAUAAUUCUAAUAAGUCUAAUAAUGGAACUAAAAACGAUCAAACGGUUGUAUCAAGGAAAAAACGAAUUAGAAAAACAAUUGAUACCGUACAAAAUCAUGAAGAUAAACAAGAAGAAAGGGAGAGUGGACGACAAAAACGAAAAACUGCUAAAAAUGCGGAAGAAAUAAUCAGGAAAAAGUAUCUUAAUAGCGAUAGUGAUUCUAACGAUAGUACAGAACUUAUAACAGUAAAUCACAAGCUGAAAAAGGAUAUACGUCCUGCAUCACCUCCUUCGUUAAAACGUAGCUCGGAAAACGAAGUUUGUAAUGGUAAUAUCAAGAAACUGAGGAUGAACUCGGAGGAAAAAAAAGAUAUCACACAAUUAUCCUUCAUUGAGAAAUUUUUUCGGAGGGAUCUUAAAGCAAAAUUACCAAAACUUACACAAGAGGAACUGGAGGAGCUUCUGAUUCAAAAAAUUGUCGAAACGAUCACGAUGCGCAGUGAAAUUGGACAUCUUAGAGAACAAGCUCGCCUAUCCGAAAAAUAUCAAGAAAUAACGCGUACAAGGAUGCAGCAAUUGAUGAAGCAAGUGAAGGACUUCAAGAUGGUUCUGGAGCGCAAUGAGAUAGAUCGUCGUGCGAAUCCCGACAAAUCUGUGGCGCCUAUAAAGAUAAACAGAUCCGUCGGCUUACAAGUUAACUUUAUAACGGAACAUGGAGUACAGAACUUGCGGCAAGCCACGAAUCUCAAGUCUGUAACUACAAACAAUACAAAUGCCACAAACACCACAAACACUACAAACACCACGAGCACCACAAAUACAGCAAAUACAACAAACGCCACGAAUGCUACGAAUGCUACGAACAAUUCUACAUCUACUGAGACGACGAAUAACAUUGCGAUAAGUCCAAGACGCGGAAUCAAAAUAAGAUCACCAGUAGUGAGCCGGCCUGUAGUGACUAUGACUACUCCUAUAGUCACUCAAACCUCUGUCCAAACGACGGUAAUUCCCACUGUGACACCUGCAGCCUUAGUUGUUGCUAAACCAUUGGACCCUCCCGCGUUAACGUUGUCCACUCAGUCUACUAGCAAUCUUCAACCAAUCUUGCCUGCUCCGCAACAGCAGAUUCAGUCGCAAUCACAUCAGACUAUUGUUCUAAAUGGCAAAAUACAAAAUCAAGUAAAUCGGCCGCCAUUGAUAGCUCCAAAACCAAGAAACGAUUUUAUUGAUCUUACGGAUGAGGAGGAAAAAAAUAAAUCAAAUGCGAAAGUUACUACAACUGCAACUUCUAUAAUAGAAUCAUCAACCUUAAAUGUAACAUCGAAACCUGUUCAAUCCUUCCAAAGAGUAAUACAAGCAAUUCCGGCAAAUGUCGCAAUUGCGACGACGCAACCAGCUAGUAUAAAAGUGAUAGCAACUAAUCAGCCGUCAGCACAAACCCUCGUUAAUAAUGUGAAUCCUCCCAGAGUGGCGUACGUAAUGCAAAGUGGCACGGGUUCUCCAAGACAAGUACUAAUAGCCAAUACUAAUCAGCAAGUACAGAUACGGCCGGUGAACGCACCUAAUAAUAAAUCACCGUUUUCAACUGUUACAUAUAAGACAGGAAUAUCAACAAUCACGAAUGGUGCUGUACGUGUAUUAGCCACGCCAGUUCUAUCGAAUAUACAGAUAAGUAAGCAUCCAGCGGCACUGCCAGACAUUCCAAGUUAUGCGGUAACGCCUGGUUGGAAACUGCCACCACCUGCGCCAUCGUUAAAGAUCUCAAAAGUCUCGAAUGGCAUAGUGUUAUCUUGGAACAUGACUCUAUCGGAUAAAUAUGCUGAUAUCGCCAGUUAUCAAUUGUAUGCAUACCAAGAAGUCGCUGGUGUGAAUCCUAGCACAUCACUGUGGAAAAAGGUGGGAGAUGUGCGUGCACUGCCACUUCCUAUGGCAUGUACUUUGACUCAGUUUUCUGAGGGUAACAAUUAUUACUUUGCGGUCAGAGCAGUUGAUACACAUUCUAGAAAGGGGCAGUACAGUUUACCUGGCAACAUCUCUUUGUAAAGGAGCACUAUUAAGUUGUCGAGAUUUUCAUUCAUUUUUUGUUUCUUCUUUAUUUCUUUUACGUUUAAUGCGUAUUGUGAUAAAAAUAGUCUGUAGAUAAUGUUUCAUAAUAACACGAUAUACUACAACAAUCUCUUUUGACGAUUAAUGUAACUAAUUUCAAAAUUUUUUUUUUUUUUUGGACAUGCGUGACUACUGAUCGCAGAUGUGGUAGCCAUUGCUUCCAUUAAUUACCCAUCUAAAUGCUUCCAAUUUCACACAUAAUUUAUUGUACAUAAUUUCCAACUUAUAAUGAUAAUAUAUAAAUUCUCUUUUUUAAAUUUCUUUUAACAGAUAAAUUUUCAUACAUUCUUUUAGGGCAAAAUAUUGAUAUUACAAUGUAAUUGUAAUUUCUUAAAAACAUUUUAAUGAUAAAUUCAUGAAAUUAUCUGGACGUGUUUGCGCUCUGGUUUUUAUCAUUUGUAAACAAUAAAUUUUUAGACAGUACACAUGUCAAGACAUAAAACGAUUUAAAGACAUUUUAAAUCGUUUUUAAGACAUCUAAUGUCCCGUUUUUAGUCAUGAUGUUGUCGUUGCACUGUAUAAAAUAGAGAAUUUUAGUAAACAAGAUUUCAUAUACAAUUCAAACAUACAUAAUUCAUAAAUUAGAUAAGUUUUUAGAAAAUUUUGGUUUAUAAGGAAAUGUAUUAUUUGUGGCCAACCGAAAAGUCUAAGUGAUGCACUAAAUUAUUUGCAAUCAGUAUCAUUGAAUACUAUUUUAUUGGGUGCUUGGUAUUUCCAACCACCGUAUUUUUUAAUAUAAUAUUUUCCAGUAAUUACGAGGCGAUCGUUACUCUGGAUAAUAUAAUUUGCUCAAUUUUUUACACCAAAAUUCCGGUGAAUAUUUAUAACGCUAAUGUAUGUCAUAGAGAAUUCUCUUUUUAUAUACGAGAAACGCAUUAAUUAAAUCGUUUGUGUGUAAAUAAUAAUGUGUGUACAUACUUAUACAGGAUGGUUCCUAAAUAUUUAAAAAAUUUUAAGGGGUGAUUUCUUAUAUUAAUUCAAGAUGAAAACAUGAUUAUGUCCGAAACUUAGUUUCAAAAAUUGUUGGGAUUGCUUCUGAUUGAAUAAAAAAUGUACGACCUAAAAAAUAAGCCUUUAGUUCCUUGAAACAUACAAAGAGUCGAUUUUACGCUAUUAACUUAAUCGACUGAUUUUUAUAUUGUAAUUAACCAAUCGCAUUUGUCGGUAGAAUUGAUCAAAAAUACCUAAUCACGGUUGACACUUAACCGGUCGAUUCAAGUUAAUGACGUUGCUGAAACCGAUCAAAAGUUUUAUCAAAAUAACUUGAGAGGUUUUCGAAUUUUUUUUUAAAAACAAAAUUUUCUCUCAACUUUGAUACUUUGUAUUUUUGAAACUAAGUUGUUUCGGAUGUAUGGUUAUAUGAAGUUUUCAUUUUUAAUUAAUGUGAGGAAUUGGUUUUAAAAAUUUUUUAGAAUACUUAAGGAUCAGCCUAUAUAUAUUAUAUGUCUUCGUUAUAUAUAGAACGUGAACGUUUUCAAUUCUGAUUAAAAAUAAAUAAUAAACUUCAUAACUCAUGUAAUAAACUAAAUAGUUAAAUUAAUCAUCUCUUUUGUAUCUAAACAGUAUGAACACAAUAAACUUUUCAACUCUAAUUAA